Molecule: messenger RNA, 7131 nt
Organism: Fusarium pseudograminearum CS3096
Lineage: Eukaryota; Fungi; Ascomycota; Sordariomycetes; Hypocreales; Nectriaceae
Exons: 4
Coding region: 1-7131 (2376 amino acids)
Biological process (GO): mRNA export from nucleus; mRNA processing
Cellular component (GO): THO complex part of transcription export complex
Molecular function (GO): mRNA binding
Source: RefSeq, a predicted model, not a curated record
AUGCCUCCGAAACGCAAGAGGAACGAUCGCCAAUCGGUCGAAGCUGGUCGAUCUUCUCCCCAUCGACCUGGAGAAACGUCACUCGGGCAGCACGAUCGCGAAGAUAAUAUGUCACGCAAUCGCGGCAGAGGACCUCGAGGUCCAGGUCGACGCGACUCAUCGCAAGGUCAUGGCCGAGCACCCCAGAAUCAUCAACCUAAUCCUACACCACCGCAACGACGACCUGGCUCUUCUCACGCACCACCACCGCCGCCGCCCCCUCCGCCAGCGAUCAAGAAACCGACUUACGUACCACCGCCCCUAUUGAGACCACCCUCUCCGGUCCGUUCUAACUAUCGCUAUAAUAAUCUUACGGACGAGAAGAUUAGCGCUUGGGCCGAGGGCGGUCGGGACGAGAUGAUUCAGCACGGGAAACAAUCGCGAGACGAUGUUGACAUCACUGAGCUUUCGAGUUUGUUUCAGGAAUUCGUUCACUCAGUUGUCGAGGCUCGCUUAUCACCAGCUGAUGCAGGUACUUGCGUCAAGGAAAUCCUCGGUGACGAAACGACGGAGAUUAUUAAGGAUUCAUACGCGUUCGCUCCCCACACUCUAUUUCUUGACUCUCUAUCCAUCGUUAUGGAUAACGAGCCCGUUAUUUACAGGCCGACCCUCGGGGAGUUUGUUCUGACAGCUGGCAUAUCUUCAAACUUGAUGCGCCAGGUGCUCGACCAUGAAGUCUUGCAGCAUCUGGGGCUUGUUAGAGAAAAUUUCGUCAAACUGGGUAUCAAGCAGGCGACGAAUCUUCUCUAUCGACAAGCCAACUACAACUUGCUACGCGAGGAAACCGAAGGAUACUCCAAGCUUAUCACAGAAUUAUUCACAACUAGCAGUGUGGCGCCUCCCCCUCCAGAAAUGGCCGAACAAACCUUUGAACGAAUCAAGGCAUUGAUAGGUACUUUUGAUCUCGACGUCGGAAGAGUUUUGGAUGUGACUCUUGACGUUGCAGCUGCUGUACUGAUAAAGCAGUUCAAGUUCUUUGUCAAGUUUCUCCGGGUCAGCUCUUGGUGGCCACGCUCUCACCUCAAGUUCAGCGCUGCAGUUUAUGUCGGCGGCUUACCUUUGUGGGCCACCCCAGAGUACUCACAGUGGACAACAACAGAAGAGGACGAGAAGCUUUUGGAGGAGAAGAAGCGGGUUCGUGAUAUUGCAUUCUGGAGUCGAGCUCGAGAAGUGCAUAUCGCGGCAUUCUUUGAGUUGGGCGGCCGACAAGUGGCAGAUUCCGACUCUCAGCAACUUACCAUUACCAACGGGUCCCCAGGCGAAGACGCUGCAGCCGAUAUCGAGCGACAGUGGGUUCAGGAAACCAAGACACUGCCACCUCCGGGCAACCGUACGGCUGCGCAGCUACUUGGCUUCAAGCUACGUUUCUACAACUCAGACGCCAGAGAUGAAUCAGACGUCCUUCCUGCGAACCUGCUCUAUCUGGCAGCCCUUCUCAUCAAGAUCGGCUUUAUUUCCCUGACCGACCUCUACCCCCAUCUCUCACCAGCCGACGAAGAUAUGGAAAUGGUCCGCGAGAAAGAGAUGAAGAAGAUUGAAGAAGCAGAACGAACCGCCAAAGGUGGACCGAUGAACGCUCUUCUCAUGGCCGGUGUUUUACCCCAGGGUGACGACGAUAACCCAAACGGGUCGAAUCUUCCUCGACGAGAGCUUCCCAAGAAAACCGAAGCUGACGCUAAAGAAGCUGCUGCAGAGGGGGCAGACAGCAAACCAAAGUUGCCUGAGCCCUUGGAACAAAAGGUGGCGUUGCUCACCCAGUUGUUGACUAUUGGCGCCAUUCCCGAAUCGCUGUUUAUUCUCGGCCGCUUCCCCUGGAUACCCGAGGUCUUUCCCGAAGUGCUGGAAAGAAUUCAUCGCGUUCUUCACUAUUCUGUGGACAAAGUCUUCCACGACAGCCGACCUAUUGUGGUAGGCGAACCUGGAUGUCCGACCAAACUCGUUCCCGAUUUUGACCAAACUGGGCUUCCCAAGGGCAACGUCCGUCUUAGUAGAUUGACAACCCGGAAAUCACUGAGAUGGCCAUUCCCGGACAAGAUUGAUACCAACGAAUCGCAGAAUUAUCGAUAUUAUUGGGAUGAAUGGGCGGACAAUAUUCCCGUUUGCCAAACCGUGGACGACAUCUUCACCCUGUGCGGAACGCUGCUCAACAUUUCCGGUGUCAACAUUGGCAAGGAUGAGGCGCUAUUGACCAAGUUGGCCAGAAUUGGAGCCAAGAGUCUUGGAGAGGACAGGUCCGAGCACAACCUCACUCGAUGGCACGACCUCCUCCGACGGCUUUUGUUGCCAGCGUUGAGUCACACCAAGGCCAAUGCUUCUGCCGUUAAUGCGAUCUGGGAACUCAUGAGGCACUACCCCAUGACUACCCGCUAUUCCAUGUAUGCUGAGUGGUUCGAGGGUCAAAUCUCUCGACUGCCUGCUAUGAAGGCAGCUUUUGCAAAGGCAACAUCAGAGACUCGAGGCACCAUGAAGCGAGUUUCUCUUACCAACCUCAGCGAAAUGGCCAAGCAACUCGCCAAGACCAGCUACUCGUCUCCUGGUAUCGUGUUCCGAGUUGCUUUCGAACAACUGGAAUCCUACCCAAACCUGAUCGAUGCUUUUGUGGAGUGCGCAAAGUACUUUACAGACCUGUCUUAUGAUGUGCUUGUGUGGUCCCUGAUGAGCUCUCUCGGAAAGUCCAGGAGUCGUACUCAAGCCGAGCACGCCCUCACUACCAGCAAAUGGUUACAAGCCUUGUCAAGAUUCUCCGGUAGAGUCUUCCGACGAUACACCGUAUUGAACGCCACGCCAGUUCUUCAAUAUGUCAGCGACCAGCUGAUCAAGGGCAACUCUACUGACCUUAUCAUUCUCAAGGAGCUCAUCACUUCCAUGGGUGGAAUUGUGGAUUCAGUUGAUUUCACAGACCAUCAAAUCAUGUCAAUGGCUGGAGGUGAAUACUUGCGACGGCAUACUCUGAUCCGCGGUCAAGAUAAGCGAUUUGACAACAUCAAAAGCUCAAAGCGUCUUACCCAAGCUUUGACCGACUCCAAACUUGCUGCCCAGCUUCUCAUCAGCCUAGCACAGUACCGACAAGCAGCACUCUUCCAGGUGCCAGAGGAUGAAGCUCACAUCAAGUACCUUUCCUCGAUGAUUGAUGAUUCUCACCGCAUUUUGAUCCAAUAUCUGGACCUGCUCUGGAGCAACAUGGAACCGGCCAGCUUCGAUAGUCUUGUCCCUUCCAUUCCCGAACUCAUUAAUUCGUACGGUUUGGAUGUCGGCCUAGCAUUCAUGAUAGGUCGGGCAAGUCUUGCCCACCGCAUGUUCCCUUGGAAACAAAAGAAGGUUGAAGAAACCAAAGAAAAGUCUCAAAUUGCGCAGUCUACGGACAAGGAAGGGGACGUCACCAUGUCCGACACGCCCGUUACAAAUGGCGGCAACGACACACCCGGUCAAGAAACACCACAGGCCGACGACCAGACACAAAAAUCCGAAGACAGUUCUCUCAUCAAAUCAGCACUGCAGCCUCUGGUGGAAAGCAUUCAAGAUGCUGCCCGUCCUGAGACUUGGCAGAAGAUUACCCCGGACCUCUAUGUGACCUUCUGGGCUCUUCAGCUAGGCGAUCUCUACUGCCCUGAUAGGAUUUACAGACAAGAGAAAGACCGUCUCAGAGCCGAGGACCUUGCCAUCUCACGAGAUCGCAGCGACAUGUCAAGACGAGGACAAGAACGCAAAGUGGAAAAACGAAAGGAGCUUAUGCAGCUUCAGAUCGGUCUUUCCGAAGAAUGCGGCGAACACCUCCUGCGACAGGCAAAGUGGAAAUAUUUCCUGAGCAAGCAGUUUCAGUCUUCAUUCCCAGAGCCUCGAGCUAAGCCAGACAGCAUUUCCGACACGUUGCUUGAACAGUGCUUCCUGCCUCGCCUGCUUCUAUCCAAAGCUGAUGCCGAGUACACAUACAAAUUCGUCAAAGCGCUUCAUGAAGGCAAUGCUCCAGGCUUCCAGUUGAUGUCCCUCUACGACCGAUUAUUCCAUGCCAACCGCUUGAGGUCUCUCAUUUUCACAUCAACUGUUAUGGAGGCCGAAUAUCUCGGUCGUUUCUUGAGGUUGAUUCUGGAAGACUUGUCACGUUGGCACAAGAACGCAACUGUCCCCAAUGAGAAGGACAAGUCCAAGGAUCAGCCCAGGCUCGGUGCAUAUGACAAGGAAGGCAAGGGAUCGAGCGAUCAGCCUCGUCUUGGGUUUGCUUUGACUUUCGACGACAACGGAAAGCCCUUGACAUUUGUAGAGCACGAACAGUUCCGGGAUAUGCUAUUCCGCUGGCACAAGAACCUCAACAGUGCUCUUCGUUCCUGCUUGGAAGGCGCGGAAUGGAUGCACAUCCGAAACGCCAUCACAGUACUCAAGGCGGUCCUUGACUUCUUCCCCGCGAUCGACUUUAUGGCAUCCAAAUUCUCUUCUCUCCUUCAGACCAUCACCAAACAAGAGUCUACUGCAAAACCGACACCAGACAGCGAGAUUGGCGGACGUGUCGAUCUGUCAGUUGCCGCACAAGGUGCAAUGUCAGAACUUCAGAGGAGGAAAUCCAAAUGGGUCAUGGUGCAGGCUUUCCGCCCUGGUGGUGCUGGGCCUGCCCAGAACGAAUCAGAAAAGGCGUCUCUACGUGCGACUGCGCCAGAGUUCAAGCCUGGCUCCGCAAAGCCAUUCAGAGGAAAACAAAACACAGCCGAAGAGGAAGAUGGGGAGGUUAAGGAUUCCAAGGAAUCCAAGUCCUCUGGAUCCGAUUCGACAAAGCCCACAGGCCCUGCGAAGGACUUGCUACCCGCUAAGCCAGGGUCGUCCCGAGAGUCCAACUCGACCAAACGUGACCAAACGCCUUCAGGACCUCGCGCCGCAAACACAAGUUCAGGAGCUGGAUCAUCCGGGAAGCAUGAUUCUCGGCCUAAUACGUUGCCUGAACGCCCGCCUCAUACUCUCCCUAGUCGACCUGAUGUGCCUAUCCCUGCUCACUAUCCUUCUGAUCGAUUCAGCCAAUCUAGAAGCCAUGAGCGUCGUGAUGGUAAGGAGCCUCGGGACGCACGCUCCAGAGAUUCGCGCGAGCCUAGAGAAACUCGUGACACUCGGGAUCAGCGAGACUCUAGGGAGCCACGCGAACCGCGAGACCAACGAGACUCGCGAAAUUUCGACCCUGCUCGUCCAGAACGUCCUCGCGAGUUUCCUGACCGACGAUCACAGGAACACGGUAGAGACCCAUCUCGAUCUGACGGGGGACGUCGCAGCGAGCAUGAGCGAGAACGGCCCCGAGACACUAAGAGCAGUAGAGGCCACGAUCAUGGCCGUUUGAAUGACACACCAGCCUCGGCUCCCACUGCACCUGCCGCUGCUGAGGCACCUGAACCCCAUAUAAACCCAGAGAGGGCUGCUCUAUUUGCUCAAGACAGCAAGCAAAGUCGUGCGCCUGACUCUGAGCGAGGCAGAGGCCGCAAGACAGCCCCUGCCGAGCCACUGGACACGAUCAACCCAGAGAGAGCGGCGUUGAUGGGCAAUAGGGACAGCACACCAUCGCGUGCCCCCAGGAAUGAGGCACGAGAACACAAUCCUCGUGCUCAGUCACCUCGACGAAGUGGUCGUGAAGAACGACUUGACCGCAACUAUCCUGUGGAACAUCGACCCUCCGGCCGAGAUCCUCGAGAGCGUUCACCGUUGCCAGGUAACUACCGUGGAGACAGGCCAAUGGACCGCGAGAAUGAACGCCCUUCUGCACCCAAGGGGCGUGACGCUUCUGGUUUCCACGGCGCUCAGGCGCGUGCCCCUGAGCCUGAUCACAAGCCCUCUCACCAAGACGACUCAUACGGACGUCUCAACGCUAUUCAGCCCGUAGCCGAUAUUCCAUAUGGCCCCAAGGCUCGUGGACGAGGUUCAACCAGAGGUCACAGUGGGCCACAAGCUCUGCCAGGUCGAUUUGCUGGUCCCGAUGCUGAACGACCGCCCACCCCAGAUCGACCUCCUCCUACGGGUCCAUCGUCAGGAAGAGGGCGAAGAGGCUAUGAGCAGAAUGCUGGUCCAGUUACUCCUGCUGGCACACCUGGAGGUCCCGGGGGCAGGCUUCGAAAUGCUGGCCCCGGCCAAAACAUGCAGUCUCCUGCUUCGGUCAAUGCAACCCCUACAGGUGUUCAUCCUGAACGUCUUGCUCAGAUCGGUGGUGGUGGUGGUAAUUCGCUACCUCCCCCUCCCCCUGCAGGGCAACCACCUCAUGGGCCUAGCAAUAGCCACGGGCAUGGCCGACAGUCCAUGGGUGGAACAAACACUCUCGACCGUCCCAGCUCUGGCCCACGACAAACACCUGGAGGCUACACUGGGUCUCCAGCCAGUGAACCCAAUGUGCCAACCGGGCCGGCUUCCAGCGAACGUCGCAGUGGCGGUCGAAGGCAGCUAGCUGGCAUCAACAGCACCUUGCAACAAGCUCAGGCCAACAUGCCUGAUACAACCCGAAGCAGUAGCGGAAGGAGGGGUCAGGCUCGCCAAAUCCUUGGCGGCGGUUCAGAUGCUCAGGUCUUGACUGGAGGUUCGCCCGCCACCACGCCAGCACAGGAACGUUCAGAUCCGGUCAGAAAUGAAUCUUCAAGCCGGGCGUCUGCCAAUGGAGAUGAAGGCUCAAGCCGCGGUGAACAUGAACGAGGCCGACGCGACCGCGACGGUCGAUCAAACAGAUCUUCGCGUCGAGGAAGCCGUGACCGCGACCGCGAGCGAAGUCAAGGUCGAGACAAGGAACAUCGCGAACACCGUGACCGCCGCUCAGGGGCUGGAGAGAGUGGUAGGGAAGAGCGCGAAUCCAGACGCUCCAACCGAGAACCUGGCGGUGCUCCACGCGAGCCAAUGGGGCCUCCUCCUACUGGAAGAGACCUUGUACAAGGCCGUGAUGGCCGGCACAGAGGUGAUAGUCAAAGCGGCCGCAGUGGUGAAGACUGGGCGAGCAACGGUAGAGGAGGACGAGGACAACGUGAGGGAGGUUUACGACCAGACGAUCGUCGUGACGGGCGAGAGGACCCCCGUGGACGAAAGAGGAGGAGCGAAGGAGAUUCAGGGUCGCAGAAUGAUCGCGAGAAACGGGCCCGACGAUAA